Molecule: messenger RNA, 2677 nt
Organism: Xyrauchen texanus (razorback sucker)
Lineage: Eukaryota; Metazoa; Chordata; Actinopteri; Cypriniformes; Catostomidae
Product: ubl carboxyl-terminal hydrolase 18-like
Exons: 11
Coding region: 1376-2395 (339 amino acids)
Biological process (GO): protein deubiquitination
Cellular component (GO): nucleus; cytosol
Molecular function (GO): cysteine-type endopeptidase activity; cysteine-type deubiquitinase activity
Source: RefSeq, a predicted model, not a curated record
UGGAAGAUGAAAUGUCGACCCAAACCAAAUUUUGUUGCAGAUUGCCUGAGGUUGUCUUUCAAAAUCUUCUCGUAGUCUUCCUUUUUUUGAUUCCUUCGACCCUGAUGAGAUUCCCAGUUCCAGACGAACAGAAACAUCCCCACAGCAUUAUGCACCCACCUCCAUGUUUCACUGUGUGAAUGGUGUUCUUUGGGUUGAGCGCCUCUCCCUUCUUUCUCCAAACAUAGGCAACAUCUCUAUGGCCAAAGAGCUCUAGUUUUGUUCAUCUAGUUUUUCAUCUUUAUGUAUCUGACAAAAGGACACGUUUCCAGUAUGCAUUAUUUUUCUCUAGGUUGUCCUUGGCACACUUCAGUCUAGCUUGGAGGUGUCUCUUCUUCAGAAGUUGAGUUUUUCUUGGUCUACAACCUCACAGUCCAUUCCUGUGAGGACUCUAGUGACAGUCUUCAAUGAGACAUCAAUCCCAGACUUGGCUAAAUUAUUCACUAGUGUCUUGGCAGUUGUUCUUGGGUCUUUAGAAACCUCUCUCACCAGUUUUUCUUUCCAAGGUUUUUGAAAUCUUUCGUUUCUGCCUCUGCCAGUCUUGUUCUCCACUGUGUGGGUCUCUUCCAACUUCUUGAUAAUACUUCUCACGGCAGUUCUUGACAUCUGAAAGCGCUUUGAUAAACGUGUAUAUCCUUCUCCUGCUUUGUGAGCAUUAACAAUUCUUUUUCUCAAGUCUAAACAAAUUUAUUUUAUCUUUGCCCUGAUGACGGUUUUAUAUUACUUCACUAGUUCUUAUGCAAGAUACUAAUCCUCAGUUUGAAGUGCAAUUUAAAGGUUUAGGGGAUUAAUUAUGUUAAUUAGGCGAGUCAUUGAAUAACAGUGGUUGGUUCUGUAGCCAAUCAAACAGAUAAUUUCUUAAGGGGGCUAAUAAUAUUGACCUUAGCAGUUUUUUAAAAAGAUUUUUUAAUAAUUAUUUUAUUCCAGGCUUAUUGAAAUAAAUAAGGUUUCUCCAGAGGAAAAAUAUAAUAAGAAAUACUGUGUUAAAAUGCCCUUGCUCUGUUAAACAUCACUUGGGAAAUAUUUGAAAAAUAAUUAAAAUUUCAUAGGGGGGCUAAUAAUUUUGUCUUCAACUGUACUAAACAUUAGUGCUGCUUUGUAGUCGCCCUAAUGUUUUCAUCACUCCGCACAUGCAGUUAAGUUUGGUUUCAGUGACAGAAACUGACGCAUGAAUCGAAAGUGAAAGUAAAAAUACAGUCUCUGUUUAGUCUUAGUGAAAGUCUGAUUGCUGGGCAACAAAUACAACUGGAUUUGUAUCUUGAAAAGGAAACAUCGCUUCAGCUUUCCAUAGACGCAGCACAACAGAGAAGCGUUUGAACCUCGAACCUGUCUGUGAAUGGGGGCAUCCCAGACAAAAAUGGACCACAGUUCCAUUUUUUUUGUUCAUUCAUUGGACCAUCGGAGUGCUUCUGACGUUAGAGGCCUUUUUAACUACGGUCUGUCGUGUUGUGUUAAUGCUUUGCUUCAGUCUUUUUCUGCCACAUCAGAACUACUGGACAUACUAAACAAAUGGAAUCCAUCAGAAGAGAUUAGGGAAAAUAACAUCCCCCUGCAGUUGAAGAAUGCCUUGCAAGCCAUUAAGGACACUUCAAAUCCUUAUCCACACAGAUACUUCUUGGACUGCCUCAACAGUCACAACAUAAGCCGGUACACUCAACACGAUGCAGAUGAAAUCUUCCUCAUUAUACUCAAUCUUAGCCAAAAGCAGAUGCCUGAUCAAGACUUGGCUAAGGAAAUUCGCAGUCUAUAUGAAAUAAAGAUGGAGACCCGGGUGAUGUGUUUAGAGUGCACAUACAUUCAACAAGUGCCCAACACUUCUUUCAGCCUUCCCUUGGCGAUCCGUGAGGGUGGAAACAGCCUGGAGAGCUGCAUCCAGUCGUUUUUCAAGCGGCAAAACCUGCGGGAAGGUGAGGAGAGUUACUGUGACAGGUGUGGGCAGAAACAACCGUCCACACAUGAGUUGAGGCUUGUCUCACUGCCUCAGGUUCUGUGUGUGCACAUAAAGAGAUUCAGAAAUGACAAUGGUUUCACCAGGAAACUCAACAGCAAAGUCACCUUCCCUAAAACACUUAAUAUGGGCACUUUUGAUGCUGCAGGACAAUCAGAAAAUGAGGUAUCUGGUUCUCUCCAGGCUGAUGAGCAUUAUAAUCUCUAUGCAGUUAUAGUGCAUAUAGGAACUGCCAUGUUUGGCCACUAUACUGCUUACAUCCAGCCUAGUCAGGAAUUGACAUGGUACUAUGCUGAUGACAGCACUGUUCGUCCAGCAACCUGGGCGAAUGUGCAGGACACAUAUGAAGGAGGAAAGACAGCUUACUUGCUUCUGUACCGGAAAAUGAGCAGGAAUGCAUCUGGAUGACGAACACUACAGCCCUUGAUGGUUUCCAAAUGACAGAGCAUUAUAUGGUUGAAUGCAUUGAAUGCACAGAAUAUUGCAAUAAUAUAAUUAAAGUGUUUAUUUUUAAAUGUUGUGUAAUAAAAUCAAUAGAGAUUUUUAAGAAUGUAAAUCAUCCAUAAUAUAUUAAAUCUUAUUUAUAAUGGCCCUAUAUGUUGAUUGUGUUGGAAAGCAUUAUAUUGUCUUUUGGCACUGAAUGUAAUGUGGGUGGUUUGGAUAUUGCUCAAAGAAAAAAAUAAAAAUAUG